Nyctereutes procyonoides (raccoon dog) is the source of this 7728-nucleotide messenger RNA. It is a transcript of the gene ILDR2, whose product is annotated as immunoglobulin like domain containing receptor 2. The record is from RefSeq and is a predicted model, not a curated record. Lineage: Eukaryota; Metazoa; Chordata; Mammalia; Carnivora; Canidae. Gene Ontology annotation, cellular component: membrane. The transcript is spliced from 11 exons. Gene Ontology annotation, biological process: pancreas development. The coding region runs from base 242 to 2137 and encodes 631 amino acids.
GCCGCCCCCGCCGCCUGGCCACCCCGAGCCUGGCGCUGCCGCCCUUCCGCACUUCGCUCACUCCUUCCUCUGAAUGGGAAGUUGGGGAACAUGGACGGGGUCGUGCUGGCGUGGACCGCGCUCUUCUGGCUGACAGGGUGUUCUGUUCUGUGUGUAUUUUGAGGGGAGUUGCUGCUUUGUCCGUGCCUCCUUUGCUCUGUACCUGGAGAGGCCACCCCCUGCCUAGUGGCAGGCAACAGCCAUGGCUGAUGGCCUUCAAGUCACGGUGCCUGACAAGAAGAAGGUGGCCAUGCUCUUUCAGCCUACUGUGCUUCGCUGCCACUUCUCCACAUCCUCCCAUCAGCCUGCAGUCGUGCAGUGGAAGUUCAAGUCUUACUGCCAAGAUCGCAUGGGAGAAUCCUUGGGCAUGGCCUCUCCCCGAGCCCAGCCUCUCAGCAAAAGAAACCUGGAAUGGGACCCCUACUUGGAUUGUUUAGACAGCAGGAGGACUGUUCGAGUGGUAGCUUCAAAACAGGGCUCAACUGUCACCCUGGGGGAUUUCUACAGGGGCAGAGAGAUCACGAUUGUGCAUGAUGCAGAUCUUCAAAUUGGAAAACUCAUGUGGGGAGACAGCGGACUCUAUUACUGUAUUAUCACUACCCCCGAUGACCUGGAGGGCAAAAAUGAGGACUUGGCGGAACUGCUGGUGUUGGGCAGGACAGGGCUGCUUGCUGAUCUCUUGCCCAGUUUUGCUGUGGAGAUUAUGCCAGAGUGGGUGUUUGUUGGCCUGGUGAUCCUGGGAGUCUUCCUCUUCUUCGUCCUGGUGGGAAUCUGCUGGUGCCAGUGCUGCCCUCACAGCUGCUGUUGCUACAUCCGGUGCCCAUGUUGUCCAGAUUCCUGCUGCUGCCCUCAGGCCUUGUAUGAAGCAGGGAAAGCAGCAAAGGCCGGGUACCCUCCCUCUGUCUCCGGUGUCCCCGGCCCUUACUCCAUCCCCUCUGUCCCCUUGGGAGGAGCCCCCUCAUCUGGCAUGCUGAUGGACAAGCCGCAUCCACCUCCCCUGGCACCAAGUGACUCCACUGGAGGAAGCCACAGUGUUCGCAAAGGUUACCGGAUUCAAGCUGACAAAGAGAGAGACUCCAUGAAGGUCCUGUACUACGUCGAGAAGGAGCUGGCUCAGUUUGAUCCAGCCAGAAGGAUGAGAGGCAGAUAUAACAACACCAUCUCUGAACUCAGCUCUCUGCAUGAGGAAGACAGCAAUUUCCGCCAGGCCUACCACCAGAUGAGAAGCAAGCAGUUCCCUGUGUCCGGGGACUUGGAGAGCAAUCCUGACUACUGGUCGGGUGUCAUGGGAGGCAGCGGUGGGGCAAGCCGGGGACCCUCAGCCAUGGAAUAUAACAAAGAGGAUCGGGAGAGCUUCAGGUACAGCCAGCAGCGCUCCAAGUCCGAGAUGCUGUCCCGGAAGAACUUCGCCGCCGGGGUGCCGGCCGUGUCCAUGGACGAACUGGCCGCCUUCGCCGACUCGUACGGGGCGCGCUCCCGCAGGGCCGACGGCGACAGCCACGAGGCGCGGGGCGGCGGCGGCCGCUUCGAGCGCCCGGAGGCGCGCGCCCUCGGGGGCUUCUUCCAGGACGGCUCGCCCGAGGGCUACUACGGCCGCAGCCGCAGCCGCAGCCGGGAGCCGCUGGGCGACGCGGGCCGCGCCUGGGCCCCCAGCCCCCCGCGCCGGCGGCCCGACGACGCGCCGCUGCCGCGCCUGGUGAGCCGGACGCCGGGCACCGCGCCCAAGUACGAGCACGCGCCCCGCGCCGGCGGCCUGGAGCGCCAGGCCCGGCCCGAGGGCGCCAGCCGCGGCGGCAGCCUCGAGACGCCGUCCCGGCUGAGCGCGCAGCUCGGCCGCCGCAGCGCCUCCUACUACGCCUGGUCGCCGCCCGCCACCUACAAGGCGGCCGCGCCGCAGGACGACGACGACGACGACGACUCCGCCGACGACGACUCCGCCGACGACGCGCUGCCGCCCUACAGCGAGCGCGAGCUGAGCCGGGGCCCGUCCUACCGCGGCCGCGACCUGCCCUAUCACAGCAACUCGGAGAAGAAGCGGAAGAAGGAGCCCAGCAAGAAACCCAGUGACUUUCCAACCAGGAUGUCCCUUGUGGUCUGAUGUUUGUUUUCAAGACAUCUCUCUGGGUGACUAGAAAUCAGAAGUGGACUACCGGGACAAGACACAGAUCCAAGAGCCAGCAGGCCCACCAGGGACCUUCUCUGGCCACCACCUUGGAAGAUUUGCUGAUCUUUGCUUUGGCAAGGGGUGGGGGGCAGCCUUUCAGGGAGGCUGAUUCCAAACCUCAGUGUAUAUCUAACUAGUAUGAGAAACUUAGGAAGAUGACUACGUGUGAGAACAUUCCCACACAUGGAGUGUCUCACUCACUGAGUUCAUCCUGCCUGAUGUUCUUCCUUAGCCGAACCAGGAUUCCUUUUCUAAUUCUGAAAGGGAGUUAGCUCCAGACUGCUAAUCCCUCGAAAAUGCCUCUGCCUACAGUAUGUUCUUCUAUACCUUCUGUGCUGUGCUUAGAGACAGAAGAACUUAAUAGUACUGUUAGAAGAAGGCCUUGUACUGACAACGGAAGAUAGCUUUGGGCAAAAUAUACCUUUUAUCCCCAUUUCCUCCCAGUCACUAGUCAAUGACUAUUGUUACACACAAAUCAGAAGGCCUUUGGUGAGUUCAGUGACAGUGACCUGCUGGACAAUCAGAGAAAUGACUUCAGUUUGCUGUUCUGAAUGACAGUUCUUGAGUGGCUGGAACAAGACAAAAGAGAGUAUACUUUUUUUUUUUUCUUUUUUGAGAGUAUACCUUUUUGAAAAGCUGUAUAAGUGUUAUUUCUUUUUCCAUUCUGAGAACACAAACUGCUGUUUUUCUUUCCUCUGUGCACAGUGACAUAUGAGUCUUGGACAUUAAGGGCUCUCCUCAUCCUUCCUUCCCCUGGAUUUUCCACAGGUUGGUGCCACCCAUGGAGCCCCCCUCCCUCUGCACUCUGAUUCAAUUGUCAUCAGGUGCCUUUUAAUAAAGUUUAAAAUACACAUAUAAAAGCAAAGAGGAAGGGGAAAGAAGGAGAAACAGUAACCUAAAAUAAAGAAUGAUGAAAAAGAAUUGAAGAGAAAAAGAAUAUAUGAUUUCAUUAUGUUCUGAAUGCGGGCCGUGUUCCCCACAAACUCUACUCAGUCUUCUCUGGUUUAGUACUUCAUUUACCAUGAGUUGUUUCUGCCAUUCCAGCUCUGUUAUUCCAGGACACCAGAGAUGUAUGCAGCACGUAUCUCUGCCUCACUAGGCUGCUGCUCUAGAUGCUUUGGGAAAUGAGUGCUAUUGCUCUCAGGAAGGAGGAGCACUUCCUAUUCCCACUCUUGCCAAAAUGAUAGAUAUUACCUAAAUCCCAAAGCUAGAUAUCUCUGGAUUUUGUAAUUUGUAUAGAUUGCAAAAAAAUGGCCACAACUACUUCCCUUCUCAUCAAGAGGUGCAGUCUGUUUCUCUACCCCUCGAAUCUGGGAUUGGCUGUGUGAUUUGAUUUGGCCAGUGGCCCAAAACAAAUGUAACACAAGCAGAGACCUGAAAAAUUCUUGUGCAUGGGGCCUAUCUUCUCUUGCUGUUCUUGGGAACCUUGCAGGUGCCACUAGGUAAACAAGCCUGGGCUAUCCCCGCUGCAUGAUGAGGAAAAAAGGCCCAAUAGCCCUUACACCCGAACAGUCAAGUCUCAGCUGAUCGCAAACACAGGCGUGAGCCAGCCAAGACUGACAAAAGAACUGCCUAGCUGAGCCCAGCCCAAACUGCUGAUUCCUAUUCAAGGCAUGAGAAGUUGGUGCACCCUUUAAAUGUCUGUUUGUCUUCAAGGAAAAGCUGACUGUUCUUGUCUGGAUGUUCAGCCCUUACUCCCUGACUCCAUCUAACCUUAGGUGUUUCACAGUCUCCACUACCUUUGGCAAACGUUUGCCAAAGCUUUUUUUCAUCCCACGCCAUUAUGGUGGGACACAUGGUUGGAUCAAAUCAACGCAGGACAGUGAUGCUUGGCCUCCCAGUACUGGUCAAUUUUCUAUAUUGGACUAAAAAAUAGUCCAAUAUGAAGUCUUCUUGUUCAACAUCUCCUUGGUCUCCAGAACCACCUGACUGGAGCUGGGCCCUAUUCUCAGAGCACCAUUCCACUGGUAUCCAUUUACUUCAUGGCACUUCUAAAACAGUCCUACGUUUGCAAUGAAAUAAAGAAGUGGCUGGUGAGGAUCAGAAGGAUGAGUUGAUAUCAACUCAUGCUUGGAGACUUGGCUUACCAAAGGACUUUGCAGUGGCUUUGGCCUAAGAGGAACCAGGGACAGUUCAGCCCAGUGCUGGCACUUCCAAGGGCAGGAAGACACAAGCCAUAACCCUGGUGCUGAAUUUUAGACUUGCUGGUGUCCCUGGCCUCUGAGAGUGAGGUCUAGUCUGUUUGGGCCCCAGUUCAGAUGGAAAGGAUGAUUAAACAUCGUCAUUUCUUAGUCACCAGCUUUGGAUUUUAACUUGCUCAGGCAAUUCUGGAGAAUAUUGGGUAGCUUCAGAGGCUAUUCUCUCUUCACACUGAGCACUGUGUCAGGCUUCUCUCCACCAAAGAGCCCCAUAGCACCAGCUGCAGAGACCAGACAUAUUGUUUUUGUUAGCCGAGGGCAUGUAGGAUUUUGGAGAAAGUUAGGGGAGUCAUGGAAAAGAAUUAUUAAAAUUGGAAACCUGCAAUCCCAAAGACAGCAAAACGAUGGACAGACAAUGCAAUCAAAACCAUGAAGAUAACAGGCUCCUGAAAUAACCUGGGGAUAUAGGACCAGGUUGUCCUCUGUAGGGCUUCAUAAAUCACUCCCAGGAGAGAGAACACUGUUGUUUCUGGGUAUGUGGAUAGAGACAAGACUGGCUAGACAAGCAAAGGCAAAGCUGGCCAUUCUCAGCCCUGUGGCUUUUCUCAGUGGGUCUUCUUGUUUCUUCCCCGAGUAGCGUUUCCCACACAGGAAGGGCUUAUACAUAUUAGCUUCCUUCCUAGGUUUUAUUGGGGGUACAAAAUAAGUCCUGUGUAAGAGAUGAUCUCUGUCCAUUGGGACCCUGCAAUUGAAAAGGGGAAAUAAGACAUGCCCAGGAAAGAAGUAGGAGGUUUUAUGCAUAUAAUGUGAAAUACUGCUAUGGAUAAAUUACAACAAACCCAGAGAAUUAAAGUUUUUAAAUUUAAAUGGGUAUAUUUUGAUAUUUAAAUGUUGUGUGUGUGUGUGUGUGUCAGUCCAUUGUAUUUUAAAGAUAAGCUCAGUGUUCUACAAACCAGUAUUAAAAAAUCUGAUUGAAAGAGGUGAAUUAGGAUGGAGAGGGGUAGAAGGCAGAAGGCCCAGUGGGAUGAUGGCAGGAGCUGCUGUUUGCUUGUGAGUCACAGCUGAGUCAGGGAUAUGUCGGGAAAGUGGAUGCAGGUGGCUGGAGGUAUCCCCCAGAACAGCUUCUUUAGGCCAUACAUAGAUUCACUAGGAAGCUGGGGACAUUUGCCAUGGACCUGAUGAUACAUGUGCUGUUCCAUGCAAGCAUGCUCACGGGCGCUCUGCCUCUGCUUGACCAGGGCCUCAGUUCUGCAGCCGUGAGUGCUGCUGGCCACCCUCCAUAACACACAGAAAGUCUGGCACAGGUAAUGGGCGUCUCAUCUCGCUUCACAUGAUCCUCACUUCUGCACCUGGCAUGGGACUGGGGGUAGAAAGGGGCUGCCACUGUAGCCCGCGGCACUCCAUGCUGAAAACACCUGGCCACAUGUCUAAGUAUUUCUAAAUAAUCUGAAAGACAUCAUAUAGGUCAUCUGACUAGACUUUGGGGAGCGUUUGAGAGAAGCUGAAGUUGCAAAUACUAUUGUAAUCCAACCCCGCUUUCUUUAAAGGUGAAGAAAUAAACCAGCAUUGCUGUUAGUGAAGUUACAAAUCUAAUUAGGCUUUUAGAUUUCAAGCCUGAUCCUUUCUGCUGGAUUAGUGUUUCCCCAGAUUGCCUAAGCUACAAAUUACUUGAUUGCUGUUGAAAAUGUAUUGUUGGGCCCUUCCUUGGAGAUUGAUUAGGUGGGUUCAGACGUCUUCUUACUCCCUUGGGGAAGGCAGUGGUGAAGCACCCAGCAGUCUGGCUGUGAUGGUGGGGAUCGGCUUGCCAGGGUCCAGAGGCAGGAGAACUGUGUGAGGCAGAGAGAGAAACUAGGAACACUCCCCAAGAGCCGGUUCUAGAUGUUUCUAAUCCUAGAAUAGUGAUCUGUUGUGACAACCUUAGAUCUGACAACAAGAAUUAUAGGUAAUUUUCUCAUUCCCUUAAUGUCAUUCUGAGCAAAACUUAGAUCAUGAAUAGAAGGAAAUGGAAAAGGGAAAUGGCAAAUCAUUUUUUGAAGCAUUCAAAUUAUCAGCCUGGCUGGUCAACUCCCUCUUCCACCUUAAGACCCAAAGUGGGGUGGGCAAGAAAAAUUAAAUCUGCAUUAUAUACCCUUCCAACAUCAGAUUUAGAUGCUGCCAGAAUCUUGCUAGAGUUCAAAACUGACUUACAGGAUGUAGAGAUCCAAAUUCACCAAAAUAGUACCCUGGGUACUUAAAGUCCUAGAGGAAGAGUGCCUAGUUUUUUUGUUUUUUGUUUUUUGUUUUUUUCCUGCCAGGAUCCUACCUCCUAGUCACCUGGAACGCUGAUCCGUGGAGCUUUAAGUAAGGGGUUUUACUAUCAGAACAGAGAUAAUGUUGUGCUGCUUUAAGCAGUAUCCCGAGUUUUGGCACUGCCUGAGGGUGAUAAGUUUAAUACUAAUGUAUUUGUGUUAUUUUUAUGGUAUAUCACUGUUUACAGAGCACUUUCACAGGCAUUAUAGCCUUUGAUCCUCCCAACACCCUCCUCCCUCUGUCUGUGUAGGGUUCUUCCCAGAUGAUCCUGCAAACCCCCCCCCUCCCCAGGACUGGUAUCUGACUGGUCUGCACCUGGUGCAGAGUCCUGGCCCCCGUGCUCACCCACACACCACCAGUAGUGGGGAGGCUGUGAAGGCUGGCAGUGAGGGCUGCUUCAUGCUGCCCACCCCACUCCUCCACUGCGGCUCUGCACGAAAGCCAGCUUCCCUCAAGGAUGGUUUCUGGUUUCAUUAGCUGUGCUGUGAGGAGAAAAGGCUUGGACAAAAAUAUACUUCAGAUUCCUCUUGAAGAGGAACUUCUGAGCCAAACUACAAAUUCAUCGAAACUCAGAAUUCUAGGGCUUGGGGGCAACCUGCUUAGAAGUGAACUAUCUGGCACCUCCACUGCAUUUGGGGAUUUUAGGCAGAGCUAGGAGGGACUAGAUGUAGAAGGAGGCGAUGCAGCUUUAACACUUAGAAGCUUUGUUAGAGUUUCUUCCUGGGGCUGGACACAAGCUCAUGUCACCCGACCCAUCUCUUCUGGAAAAACCAAAAGAGACACAAAUAACUUUGAUCUUACCUUGGCUUUAAGGAAAAGCCAGCUUAUUAACAAAGCUAUCAGACACUAUCCCAUGAGAAUUUUCCUUUUGGGAAUAUACAAGAGGGGAAUAGAAGGAAAAACAGGACAAGGGGUCAGAAAUCUGUUGCUUGAGAGUCACCUGCCUAGUUAUUUUGUGCCUUGUCUGUGGCAUCAAAACUAAAAUGUUGUAUAACUGUUGCCCAUGAUUUUUUCAGUGUCAAACAUAUAAAGUGAUUUUGCUUGUAAUGUUUUACUCUAAAUAAAGCAUUUCACCUACAUUUGUUACCAAGAGCUCCU